CACAGGAGGGGCGCCAACCCGCCUUCACUCAUCUGAAGGCUGGAGACACGGUUGUCAACUAACUUAACUACGGCUGAAAAGCUCCGCACAUCACCGGCUUGACGUCAGAGAGAGGGAAUACAAAAAAAAACGAAAAUCCUCCCGGGACAAGAGGGAGAGAACAUCCGCGUGAGCCACCCGGGGAGCUGAAAUUUAACCAAACAUUUUUCUAGGGGGAUGGUGGUCCCAUACGAGGGCCAGUCCUUCUCUGCCCUGAGGAGGCAGUGUCAGCAGAAUGGCCGUCUGUUUGAAGACCCCCUGUUCCCCACAGCCGACCAGUCUCUGUUCUACCAGAGCAACCGCAUCGGCACAGUCACCUGGCAGAGGCCCAAGGAGUUAUGCAGCAACCCCCACCUGUUUGUGGACGGCAUCAGUGCCCACGACCUGCACCAGGGCCAGCUGGGAAACUGCUGGUUCGUAGCUGCCUGCUCCAGUCUGGCCUCCAGAGAGACACUAUGGCAGAAGGUGAUCCCUGACUGGAAGGACCAGGAGUGGGAUGACGAAAAACCGGAGUCCUACGCCGGGAUCUUCCACUUCCGGUUCUGGCGGUUCGGUGAGUGGGUGGACGUGGUGAUCGACGACCGGCUGCCCACGGCGAACGGAGAGCUGGUGUACUGCCACUCCAACGACAGCAACGAGUUCUGGAGCGCGCUGGUGGAGAAGGCCUACGUGAAGAUGUGCGGCUGCUAUGAGGCGCUCGAUGGGGGCAACACGGCCGACGCUCUCGUGGAUUUCACCGGCGGCGUGACGGAGCCGAUGGACUUGAUGGAGAACGGCUUCAAAGACGACGAAGAGAAACGCAACGAGCUGUUCGAGAGAGUCCUGAAGGUCCACGACAGAGAGGGCCUCAUCAGCUGCUCCAUCCGGGCGACCACUGCGGCCGACAUGGAGGCCAGGCUGUCCUGCGGCCUGGUGAAGGGCCAUGCCUACGCGGUGACGGACGUCCGCAGGGUGCGGCUGGGCCACGGCCUGCUGGCCUACUUCCGGUCGGACAAACUCACCAUGAUCCGCAUGAGAAACCCCUGGGGAGAGAGAGAGUGGAACGGGGCCUGGAGCGACAGCUCUGAAGAGUGGAAGAAGGUCAGUAAGAGUGAGAGGGAGAAGAUCGGUGUCACUGUGCAGGAUGAUGGAGAGUUCUGGAUGACGUUUGAUGACUUCAUCGCCAACUUCACAGACAUCAUCCUGUGUCGCCUCAUCAACACAUCCUACCUGAGCUUCCACAAGACCUGGGAGGAGGCCGUGAUGCAGGGCUCCUGGAAGAGCCACAGCGACCCGCUUCUCAACCGAGCCGGGGGCUGCACCAACAACAAGCACUCCUUCCUCCAGAACCCGCAGUAUGUGUUUGACGUGAAGAAGCCGGAGGACGAGAUUCUGAUCUGUCUGCAGCAGAAAGACCGCAGAGCCACGCUGAGAGAGGGACGAGGAGAAAACCUGGCUAUUGGCUUCGAGAUACACAGGGUGGAGUUCAACAGGACCUACCGUAUGCACGUCACCCAGCAGAAGGUGGGCGGGAGCACCUACAUCAACUCCAGGUCUGUGUUCAGACGCAUCGAGCUGCCUGAGGGGCGGUACGUCAUCAUACCCACCACCUUUGACCCUGGCCUGGAGGGAGACUUCCUGCUCCGCACCUUCACCGACGUGCCGUCUGACUGCAAAGAGUUGACUCUACAUGUGCCUCCACAGACCUGCUGGUCUGGGAUGUGUGGUUAUCCCUCUCUGGUCACGCAGGUCCACAUACUGAAUGCGAAUGGACUUGCAGGACAAGACUCUGAUGGAGUGUCGGACCCCUACGUGAUAAUUCAUUGUGAAGGAGAGAAGGUUCGCUCACCAGUCCAUAAAAACACACGCAGCCCCAACUUUGACACCAAGGGGCUGUUCUACAGGAAGAAAGCCAACCAGCCAAUCAGAAUCAAGAUCUACAACCACAACGUGUUGAAGGACUCCUUCCUGGGUCAGGUGACGGUGCCGGCCGAGCAGGGCGAGUUCCAGCAGACGCUCCACCUGAGGGCCAAGGGCGAUCGCCGUGACAACGACCUGCCGGGGACCCUCACUGUCGCUAUAGUGACCAGCACGGUGCUCACCAACAUCUGAGACACGCCACCAAAAAAAACGUCCAGUCAGCUUAAGUUUUCCAAGUCGCGGGUUUACAAAGUUAGCACGAAUAGAGGGUUUACGUUUUGGAAGUUUACUUUACAGAAGAUUACACAUCCAGCAGGAGGAGACCUGAUGCUCCUGCUAUGCUUUAACCUGAUGCCACUAAAUGUCUGUUUACAAAAUGAUUUACAGUACCUGUAUCGGGUGAAUCUGAUUGUUCUAAAAAUGAGUUUUACCUCAGUUAUAUAUACGUUUACAUGCACAAUAUAUUCAGUGUUAUGCCCUUAUUCUGUAAAAUACACACAGGACACAUGCAAGAGCAUUUUCGUCUUCACAUCUUACUUAUUUUAAUCAGUAAGCUUGUACGAGUGUCAUACAAUAUCGGAGUCAGCGAACGCUCCAACUUUCUCGCUAAAUUUAGCAACCUUUGGAGCUACUGCUACCAACCCUGCCUUUAAAGAAAAGUGUGUUUCUUUGUCCAAACAGAAAUGUGAGCUUUUAUUUUGGACAUGCCUCUCUGCCCAGCCUUGUAAACCAUUGGCCUGUUGGUUUGUGUUCACCGCACAGAGCUGGCCGUAAACAGGCAAGAGGACGUGUGUCGCGAACUGCCGUAAAACCCAAAUGUGAGACGCAUAUUGUGAAUGUACAAAGAAUCCUCCUAAAACCUGAAUAAUAUCUGCAUAUCACACACGUCUUAAUUGGAAAAUGCAACAUUGAGAGUAAGACCUGAUGCAGGAUAGCCAAACGGAAUAUGUUGUUUACAAACAUGACCCGUAUCAAAUUCAGACUUCUGUCAUGUUCAGAAUAAUAGUGGGAUAUUAGUGUGCAUGUAAACAUGGUCGGUGUUUACAUUUCUUCAUGUCAUGUCUAUUGACCACUACUUAAUGUCAUUUUUACUCUACUGUUUAAUGUCUUAUUCUAUUUGCUCUUUUUAAAAUCCUACUCGUCUUUUGAUAUGGGCUUCUUUUAUAUCUUGUCUCCUGUACACCUCUAUGUAUUGCCUUGUUGAGGCACAUAAACGUACCUAGUAGUGUAACACCACCUGCCACAAAGAACCUGCCAUUGUGAUAUUAGCUAGCAUUAGCAUGUUGUGCUGUUUGCCAUAUCAUAAGUUUCUCUUAAUGUGCAAGGUGGCCUUUUUUGAUGAAUUACGUGAAGUAUUUCACUCUGGGUAAAUACAAUGGUAUUUUAGUCCGAUUACAAGUUGUAGUUUACUUUGUCAGAAUAUAUAAAAUAAACAUAAAUAUACACUGCCAUUCAAAAGUUUGUAAUCAGAUUUUAUAUUGAUGUUUUUCUUCUUUGCAUGGAUAGAAAUAGAAUCAUUUAGACACCAAAUGUUUUAUUUACAUUUUGUUUUAUUUAGCUGACGUCCCCUCAGUGUUACAUGACGGGAGAGAAUACUGUUGAACUUGGAUGCAGUCUUCAGUGAUCCUCCAUCUUUACUGAACUGGGCUCUAAAUAUUGAGUGGGUCUGUUUCUCCUUGGGCCCUCUGCAGUCUACUCAGUGGUUAGAUUGAAGAGGUUUAAACUGUCUUUUUUUCCACGUUAAAGUGAUAAGAUCACAACCUCCUGCUGCAGUUCCUUUUAAUGGCCACUUGACUGCAAAGGGGAGUCAAUCCCCAUAGACCUCCAUGUUAACACGCUCAACUUUAUAUUUAUUA
Messenger RNA from Anarrhichthys ocellatus (wolf-eel), 3794 nucleotides. It is a transcript of the gene capn5a, whose product is annotated as calpain 5a. Lineage: Eukaryota; Metazoa; Chordata; Actinopteri; Perciformes; Anarhichadidae. The record is from RefSeq and is a predicted model, not a curated record. Gene Ontology annotation, cellular component: cytoplasm. Gene Ontology annotation, biological process: proteolysis. Gene Ontology annotation, molecular function: calcium-dependent cysteine-type endopeptidase activity. Bases 217 to 2130 code for a protein of 637 amino acids. The transcript is spliced from 13 exons.